Aspergillus lentulus is the source of this 1149-nucleotide messenger RNA. The record is from RefSeq and is a predicted model, not a curated record. Lineage: Eukaryota; Fungi; Ascomycota; Eurotiomycetes; Eurotiales; Aspergillaceae.
AUGUCGUCGGCUCUCAACGCGAUUCGUCGCAAGAAAAAUGUCAAGAAGGGUAUCCAGUUCUGCUUGAUGGUCUGUGGUGCUAGCGGAACCGGACGUACAACCUUUGUCAACACCCUCUGCGGAAAGAAAGUCCUCGAGAGCAAGGAUGCCGACGAUGCUGCCAGCGCUCACAUUGAGGAAGGUGUCCGUAUCAAGCCUGUCACAGUCGAACUCGAAUUAGACGACGAAGGCACCCGAAUUUCCCUCACCAUCGUUGAUACCCCCGGUUUUGGUGACCAGAUUGACAAUGAAGCCAGCUUUGGUGAAAUCGUCGGAUACCUCGAACGCCAAUAUGACGAUAUUCUUGCCGAAGAAUCGCGAAUCAAGCGUAACCCUCGGUUCAGGGACAACCGUGUCCACGUCCUCCUCUACUUUAUCACACCCACAGGUCAUGGCUUGCGCGAGUUGGAUAUCGAACUGAUGAAGCGUCUUUCUCCUCGUGUCAAUGUCAUCCCCGUUAUCGGAAAAGCCGAUUCCCUCACCCCUGCCGAACUCGCCGAGUCCAAGAAGCUCAUCAUGGAGGAUAUUGAGCACUACCGCAUCCCUGUGUACAAUUUCCCCUACGACAUUGAGGAGGAUGAUGAAGAUACAGUCGAAGAGAACGCUGAGCUGCGUGGGCUUAUGCCAUUCGCGAUUGUCGGCUCUGAAGAUUUCGUUGAGAUUGAUGGACGGAAAGUGCGGGCCCGGCAGUAUCCCUGGGGUGUUGUGGAGGUUGAGAAUCCCAGACACUCCGACUUCUUGGCUAUCAGAAGCGCUCUGCUUCACAGCCAUCUCGCAGAUUUGAAGGAGAUCACCCACGACUUCCUCUACGAGAACUACCGUACCGAGAAGCUGAGCAAGAGCGUGGACGGUGCUGCUGCUGGUCACGAUUCCUCUAUGAACCCCGAAGACCUUGCAUCUCAAUCAGUCCGCCUCAAGGAGGAGCAACUCCGUCGCGAGGAAGAGAAGCUUCGCGAGAUCGAGCUCAAGGUGCAGCGUGAAAUCGCCGAGAAACGCCAGGAAUUGUUGGCCCGCGAAAGCCAACUCAGGGAGAUCGAAGCCCGCAUGGCACGUGAGGCCAGUCAGAACCAAAUGGCCCUUCAGCCCGAGGCUGCCAACGGAGACGCUUAA